Molecule: messenger RNA, 533 nt
Organism: Solanum tuberosum (potato)
Lineage: Eukaryota; Viridiplantae; Streptophyta; Magnoliopsida; Solanales; Solanaceae
Product: chloroplastic group IIA intron splicing facilitator CRS1, chloroplastic-like
Exons: 1
Coding region: 33-368 (111 amino acids)
Biological process (GO): RNA splicing, via transesterification reactions
Molecular function (GO): mRNA binding
Source: RefSeq, a predicted model, not a curated record
CCCCAGACUUGCUCAUGGGUACGGAAUAGCAUAUGACUGAUGCGGUAAAAUCUGAUGCAUCAGACACAAAAUCUCCUCCACGUGUAAUCCAGGGUGUAGGUUCUCCAGACAGAGUCCGAUUUGAAUUGCCUCGAGAGGCAGAACAUACUGAAGAAACAGAUAAGUUGCUGGAAGGACUUGGUCCUCGCUUUACCGAUUGGUGGGGUUGUGAGCCACUGCCUAUCAAUACAGAUCUUUUGCUAGCUAUAGUCGCUGGGUACAACAGACCUUUCCGUCUACAUCCUUAUGGAGUAAAACCUAAAUUGACAAAUGAUGAAAUGACAACACUGAGGAGACUUGGUCGACCUUUGCCUUGCCAUUUGUAUUAGGUAAGUUUAAUCUGAUUUCAGACUGUUAUUUAACUAGAAAACACUUGCUAUACUUGCUCAUGUAUUUUUAUCAGGAAGAAACAGAAAACUCCAAGGAUUGGCUGCUGCAAUUGUGAAGCUUUGGGAUAAAUGUGAAAUUGCAAAAGUUUCUGUUAAAAGAAGAGU